AUGAUUGAUGAUCCAUUGGGAGUAGAUGACCAAGCUGUUGUUGUUGCUAUUGCUGCUGCAGCUGUGAUGACACUGGUUGUUGCUUUUGCUGCUGCUGCUGUUACGACAACACCAGUUGUUGCUGCUGCAGCUAUGACGACGCCAGUUGCUGCUGCUGUUGCUGCUGCUGCAGCUGUGACGACACCACUUGUUGCUGCAAGAGCAGCACUUGGGCUUGCCCCAAAGAUCCCAAGACUGAUACUGAAGCCUCCGCGUGCACCAGCCUCAUCAGUGAUCAGUUCUGUACAGGCUCAGCCUACUCACCUGCUCACACUGGCAGCAUCCAAAGACACGCCAAAAAAUGCCACCCUGUUCUCCAUGCUUGCAGGGUAUACCAAGGAGCCAGCACUAGUGCCCUCAUGGACGAUAGCCCAUGAUGACCAGUCCCAUGUAGCUCCGCUCAUGCUGGCACUACCAAAGAUCAAGACCAUGCCACUGACUGUUGUCAGGGCCGAUCCCGCUGCACACACCGCCCCGCCAGAGGGAUCCAUAGCCUCUAACAAUAUGGAGUUAAACAAUGCCAUUGCAAGGAACAACGAGGUAGAGGAGAGGUUAGAUGAGAUGGGGCAGGAGAUGGCCAACAUGAAGGCAGAGGUUAAUGCUUUGAAGGCAGAGACAAGAGAGAGGUCAGCAGGGCGAGAUGGCAGUGAUACAGGGCAGAGGCGGAAUAACAUUCUGUCGUCCUUCUGGAUCUGCUCCCUAUUGAUGAAGCAGGAGUACUGUGCCAAUGAAGCAGGGUGGGCAAAAAAUGUGGUGGCUGGGGUGCAAAUGGAUGGUGCACAUUGGAAUCCAAGUAUGAAUCAAACCAAAUUAGCAGAACUCAUGAUGCCUAUGAUCCUAGCUGUAAUUCACAUCACCUUCUCAAGCUGGGUCAAGGCCUACAAGAAGUCAAAGAAGCCCAUUGUCGAUCAGUCCAUCGUAAGGCAGAAGCAGCAGUGCAAUGGCCAUAAAACACAGUCCACAGAUGAAUUGGAGGAGGAAACACUCACUGGUGCAGGAGGGAAUGGUGGACUGGAUCCGCAGACUAACAAUGAAGGGCCCAUCAGUCACAAUGCACAGAUAGGGGUUUCUAAACUUGGGAAGCAGAAGCCUGUGUCACAUAAGCCUUACCUAAUGCAUGCUCCAAUGGACCAUGUGGCUCAGAUACAAUUUUACUCAAUAGUGUAUUAUGAGAUAUCUCAUGUGUCAUCCCCUCGGCAGGAGUAUGGAGCACCGAGGGAGAAAGGUUUACCUGUCAGCAAGAAAAUCACAAAGCCCAAAAUUCCUCACUUUGAGAGUGCUCUGUUGGAGGAACGGGAAGGGCACUUUGGAGAAGAUGAUGAUUUGUAUGGAAAUGAGGUUCCAGACAAGAUGGCAGAACCUUGGGAUGAGGAAAUGUGGAGGGCCCGCACGUACUUGGAGGGUAAAAUGUAA
Molecule: messenger RNA, 1452 nt
Organism: Heterobasidion irregulare TC 32-1
Lineage: Eukaryota; Fungi; Basidiomycota; Agaricomycetes; Russulales; Bondarzewiaceae
Exons: 8
Coding region: 1-1452 (483 amino acids)
Source: RefSeq, a predicted model, not a curated record